Molecule: messenger RNA, 798 nt
Organism: Budorcas taxicolor (takin)
Lineage: Eukaryota; Metazoa; Chordata; Mammalia; Artiodactyla; Bovidae
Gene: CDX1
Product: caudal type homeobox 1
Exons: 3
Coding region: 1-798 (265 amino acids)
Biological process (GO): embryo development; anterior/posterior axis specification; animal organ morphogenesis
Cellular component (GO): nucleus
Molecular function (GO): DNA-binding transcription factor activity, RNA polymerase II-specific; RNA polymerase II transcription regulatory region sequence-specific DNA binding
Source: RefSeq, a predicted model, not a curated record
AUGUACGUGGGCUAUGUGCUGGACAAGGAUUCCCCCGUGUACCCCGGCCCCGCCAGGCCCGCUAGUCUCAGCCUGGGCCCGCAAGCCUACGGCCCUCCGCCCCCGCCCCCUGGACCCCCGCAGUACCCUGAUUUCACCGGCUACUCUCACGUGGAGCCGGGCCCCGUGCCCCCUGCAGCCUGGAGUGCGCCCUUCUCUGCGCCCAAGGACGAAUGGGCUGCCGCCUACGGCCCGGGCCCCACGGCUCCCACAGCCAGCCCGGCCCCGCUGGCAUUCGGGCCCCCUCCGGACUUUGGCGCGGUGCCCACGCCCCCGGGGCCUGGCCCAGGUCUCCUGGCGCAGCCCCUCGGCGGCCCAGGCACACCUUCCUCACCCGGAGCGCAAAGGCGGACACCCUACGAGUGGAUGCGGCGCAGUGUGGCGGCUGGAGGCGGCGGUGGCAGCGGUAAGACCCGCACCAAGGAUAAAUACCGCGUGGUCUAUACCGACCACCAGCGCCUGGAGCUGGAGAAGGAGUUCCACUACAGCCGUUACAUCACCAUCCGGCGGAAAUCAGAGCUGGCCGCCAGCCUGGGGCUCACUGAACGGCAGGUGAAGAUCUGGUUCCAAAACCGGCGGGCCAAGGAGCGCAAAGUGAACAAGAAGAAGCAGCAGCAGCAGCCUCCACAGCCACCCCCGCCAGCCCAUGACAUCACCCCCACCCCCGCAGGGCCACCCCUGGGGGGCCUGUGCCCCAGCUCUGCCAGCCUCCUGGGUGCCUCCUCCCCAGUGCCUGUCAAGGAGGAAUAUCUGCCAUAG